AUGAUCGACGUUGAAGGUACCGUACGGCCCGCCCCGUGUCCCGUUGGACACUUCUGUCCUCCGGGACUGACUCUGGGCCGAGGGUCGCCCUGCCCUCUCGGCACCGUGCAGAACCGGCCCGGAGCCUCCGAUCCCAAUGCCUGCCUGCUCUGUCCUGCCGGAAUGUUCUGCUCUCAACCCGGUCUGUCCCAGCCAACUGGACUCUGUGAGGCCGGGUACUACUGUCCUGCUGGAUCGACCAGCCCGAACUCGACUGAGUAUCAGGGGAAUUCUACCAGAGGCCACGUUUGUCCUGCGGGUCACUAUUGCCCCUCUGGCACUGGCUCCCCGCUCCCCUGCCCCACAGGGACGUUGUCCAUCUCACAUGGACUGAGGGGGGUUGAUGGAUGCCCAGCCUGCCCCCCCGGACUGUUUUGUGACCGGCCUGCAAUAGCAGAACUCUCCCACGCUCUCCCAUGCCACGCUGGGCAUGUGUGUCUGGGCGGCAGCUCCAGUCCCAUCCCGUCCGAUGGUUCCCAUGGUUACAUCUGCCCCGCCGGCCACAGCUGUCCAGUCGGCUCAGCGAGCGAGGUGCCCUGUGAGCCCGGCACUUACAGUGCUGCCCCCGGGGCAGCUCACUGCAUGACGUGCCCCGGAGGGUCCAUGUGUUUCUCCUUAGCCACUCAAGAGCCCUCUGUCUGCCUGGCGGGUCAGUGUUGUCCUGCCGGGACGGCGGUGCCUCAGCACUGUCCUCCCGGGACUUUCAGCAACCAGACGGGAGCCGUCUCUCUCUCCGUGUGCACACCCUGUCCCUCGGGAGCGUACUGCAGCGCACACGGAGCCUCGGCACCACAAGGUUCCUGUCUGCAGGGUUAUUUCUGCCAAGGCGGAGCUACGGGGCCGACGCCGCAGAGCUCUGACGACUCCCCCGGGAAUGGCCCUUGCCCCGUGGGUCACUACUGUCGGGCAGGGUGCCUCUCCCCGAUUCCCUGCCCUCUCGGCAGCGUUCGCACCACCAGAGGAGGCGUGUCCAUGGAGAGCUGCUCUGCCUGUCCUGCUGGUCACUACUGCUCCACCGAGGGCCUCGCCAGCCCCAGUGGCCCCUGUGCCGCUGGUUUCCACUGCCCUUUUGACUACUCUUCAACCACCCCGUAUGCCUUCCUGUGCCCCAAGGGCCAUUACUGUCCAGAAGGCUCUGCUCUGCCCCGGCCUUGUCCCACCGGAGAGUACCAGCCCAAUCCGGGCUCAGACAGCUGCAUCCCAUGCCGAUCUGGGUUCUACUGUGAGGAGGCCGUAGUGGGAGAGCCAUGGCUCUGCCCACCGCACUCAUAUUGCCCUGCAGGCACAAUGGUGCCUCAGCCCUGCCCUGAUGGGACAUACACCCGUUCAAACCAGGGAGGACUGAAAGGAGAGAGAGAGUGUCUGCCCUGCCCUCCAGGGAAAUUCUGCAGGGCCGGUAGGAUCCAGGGUGUGUGUGCGGCGGGCUAUCUUUGUGUUUCUGGGAGUGCAGAUUUCACCCCUCAGGGACUAAUGUCUAAUCUGUCCCAGUGCCAGUGGGGCAUGCAGUGUGCUGGACUAUGUCCACCUGGUUUCUACUGUCCCGAGGGCGCAGAGGAAGCAGCCGCAUGUCCUGCCAACACGGUCAGGAGCUCCUCCGGAGGAGCCGGCCUGCAGGACUGCUCAGCCUGCCCCCCGCAGCACUGGUGCCCACCUGGAGACCCGAUGCCUCACCUGUGUCCUGCCGCUCAUUACUGUGAUGGACUGCCUGGCAGAGACUUUAAUGGAGGGACAGGACCCCGGCCAUGUCCGCCCUACACCUAUCGCGCUCUCCCCGGAGCGGGCAGCGAGGGUGACUGCCUGCCCUGCCCGCCUGGUUCACACUGUAACAGGACAGGGCUUACAGACUACUCCAACAGUCCGUGCCCGCCUGGUUUCUGGUGCAGCGGGUCUGGACCCCCCAUCCUCUGCCCUGCAGGCACCAAGAGGCUCCACCCCGGAGCCGCCGCACCCAGCCAGUGUGAACCGUGUGCGGGGGGGACCUUCUGCCCAGAGCCUGGAGCUCCGGGGAGGCCCAAUGUGGAGGGAGUCCCCUGCAGGGCCUCUUAUCAAUGCCCCAUGGGUGCAGUCUCCGAGAUGCUCUGCAGAGCCGGCUCGUACUGUGGGCCGCAGACCGCUGAGCCUCCAGUGUGUCCUGAAGGGUAUUUGUGUCCUGAGGGAUCUCACACCUACAACACCCCCGACCAACUCUGUCCUUUUCCCUACUACUGCCCCGCCAACAGCUCCACCACGAAGUCCUGCAUAGGGGGUUUCAUGCCUGUCAACACGAGCGGCCUCAGAGGAUCCAGAACCAGCUGUUGCCACGUGUGUGAGGGGGGAACCUUCCGUCCGCACCGCUCCCCCAUCGCGCAAUGCCUUCCAUGCCCACCGGGAUACUUUUGCUCCCCGGGUACAGACCACUACAAAAAUAGCCCUUGCCCUGUUGGGUAUCUUUGUCCAAUGGGAUCCACCCAGCCGACACCCUGCCCCCCUGGCUCCUUUGGUAACCUCACUCAGGCUGGGACUCUGGGUGCCUGUCACCCAUGUCCACCCGGCACCUUCAACCACCUGCCCGCUCAGAAGGCCUGCUUCCCCUGUGGCGGCUCCUCCACCUCCACAGCUGGUUCUUCUUCGUGUACCUGUUUUGGUAAGAAUCGUGCAUUCCAGCACUCGGAUAGUUCAUGUUUGUGCAGAACCGGUUUCAUCUUCUACGAUGAACUGGAUUUCAAAAGGUCUGUCUCUGACAGUGGAUUGGACUGCCAGCCUGAGGUGAACAGGCGUUGUUCCGCGGGUCAGGUCCGCCUGGCGGCGUCCAGAGAGUGCGUGUCCCCGCUCCUCCACUCCUGCGCCGUCGCCUGCGGACCGCGUGGAGGAGCUCUGGACGUGGCGAUGGGCAUCUGCCGGUGCGAGCGCUACGUGUCGGCCGAAGAGCUGUGCGACACCUCCUGUCUCUCCGGGCUCCCUCGGCUCUCGGCCCGGCUCUCACCAGACGGCCACCUGCUGCUCAGCCUCAAAGAGAGAGACGAGACGGUGUGGGCCCGGACGGUGAGGGAGGUUUUAGGACCAGAUAUCCACGCGAAGAGUAUUGGUCAAAUCCAUUUGGUCCAGUUUGACCCUGAAGGCGUCUUUGGUUGGAUUCCCACACAGAAAGAGCUCAUCAAUCAGUUCAUGGCAGAACCAAUAGAACUCCUAAACACAAGACCCAGAAAGAGGAGAGACACGGAAGACGCCGAGGAUGACGAUGCUUCCGACACGGCUGUCCUUCCUCGUAUCCCCAACCCCAUCGUGUGUCUGUCCUCGGGUGACAUGCUACUUUUCCAUCUUGCCAUCAACCACACUGACCGCCAUCUCAGCCACUUCCCGGUGUAUCAGAAGGACCACCUGUUUAACAGUAACCCCGGCUGGGACUUUGGUGCCUUCAGGCGACUGCAGAUCCUCAUGAAGCAGAGCAACUUGAACUCCACAAGGUUCGCCCACGUCUUCUCAGAAACCGGGAAGUAUGUGCUUGUGGACAGCGCCGUCCCAGAGUGGAGUGUGGUGGUGGUGGUCAGCGAGGAGGGGACGGAGUGUGACCCGCGGGCCUCCGCGUUCCAGCCCAUGAGCCCGGCACACCUGGUGAAGUACGGCGUCGUCAAGCAGCACCGACUCAACCUUCUUCCCGACUGGGGAGUGAUAGCGGGGGUCCUCAGCCUGCUGUUGGUGGUAGUUGCGGUUCUGACCACCACGGUGCUGGUUCUGAGACCCGGCAAAGCGACGCUUUUCUCCGAGCGGAGGACGAAGCCGAAGUGGCGAAGCCUCGGGGAGCCCUUCUGCCCCGUGGGUUGUGUGUGCAGUGAAGAUGGCAAAGCUGUGCCGAGCCCAGGGGGCUUCCUGGGCAGCAGGGGUGUCGGAGAGGGAGCGGAGGCUGAGGAGCCCGCUGUGUCAAGAGGAGGAAGUGUGCCAGGCCGCUGUGAUUUGGAGGAGUUAAAUGUGAAGACUCUGUUCGACAAGUUAGAGGAUCAGAACCUGCACGUCGCCUCGCAACUGGCCCGGCACCGCAAGGACACGCAGGAGUUUUACAGGAGCAUCUGUCAGGAGACCGAAACGCUCAAGAAUGUCUUUGACAAUAUGGAUCAUAAAAAAAUGAGCCUUCUCAAAGAGCUGCUGGUCCAUCAUGCAACGAGGAAUAGCAGCGCAGGAGAGAGAGAUGCACGAGCUGAGACCUCCGUGGCAUUACUGGCAGCUGUCCUCCGGUCGGCGGAGGCCCUCGUGUGCAGGCUGACGGGAGAAGCUUGGCAGAACCAGGAUUUGCCCGGCCCCCCAUACGGCCCCCAUACUGGUCCUCAGGAACCACAAGCCGGAUACGCACAAUCCGGUGACAACAACAUGUGUUACACGCAGUUUUCAUCAGUGAAUAUGACCAAAGCAGAACCAGUUCAUCUGCAGAGCACGGCUCCCUGUCUCAGUGACCACGACUUGUCCCGGCUGGUGGGUAUAUCUCCUCUGUUCAAGACCCUGCAGGACAUCCGGCAGUCUUUACAGAACCGGCCCGCAGCAGAGUCUCAUCAGCAUGCAGAUAUAAAGCAUUCCGUCCAGAAGAGCAACGACGGACAACUCAUCCCGACCGCCCUCGACAACCUCUCCCCUCAACACUCGGCCGUGUUCCUCUUCGGUUGCCAGGUGAUGCGGAUGCUCUCGCACUGCCCCCGGUUCCCCUCCGUGCUUCUCCUAAUGGCCAAGUCGAUACCCGUUUCUUCAUCGUCCUCUCACGAGGCUUCGCUGGCACAUUGCUCCAAGGACUUCUAUUUCGACGCGGCCAAUCAAAUCCUUUAUAUGUCGGAGGCGACGCUUCAUCACGUGGGACAUUUCAUCGCCACCAUUGUGCAGUCCAUGGCCUACAUAGCAUCAGGAUCCAAACCUCCGAGCUUCACGCAAGCUCUCCACGAGGCCGUUUCGGCGUUAAGCCUUCAGCUGUUCAACUUCUCUUUCAAAUGCAAUGAAGCAGAGUCACAUCGCUACGCUUCAGAGGGGCUGCAGGGUGGCUUCGUCGAGGAGUUCCUCAACAUACGAGUUCCCACUGAAGCGCGCUUCACGGAGCACCUGUUGGCCAGCAGACUUCAGAAAUACAAAUGUUUCCAGCUGGAGCAGCUCGUCACGAACCUCAGAGAAAGUGCGACUGAGGACGCCAACGCAGGUUUGCCACCAAAAGGGACACCGGUGCAGAUGUCGUGCGUGGAGGAAGACAUCGACCGGACCAACGAGUCGUUCCUGCAGCUGAGCGUGCAGCUACAGCAGAGAGGAAACACUGCUGCGAAGGGAACGCCAACGAGCGCGCCGACCCUGAGUCGUGAUGGAACGACCCUGCUGGAGAUGAAGAGGCGCCACGUGUCGCGGCGCCUCGACGAGCUUCACGUGACGUUAGGCCGGAUCCAACGGCGCCGGCAGGAGGUCGACGGCGAGUCGAAAGAUGGAACCGUGAGCGACACUCAAACGGACAGCGGCAGCGCUCAGGGGGAGGAGCAAGGGGAGAAGCAAGGGGGGGUGCGUUAUCCUGGCGGAGGCGACCGGAGUCCGACUGGCGGCCGGCGGCGGGACAGUUUUCCAAACGGCGAGAGUCCCAGCCAACGAGGAGCAGAGGGCGGAGGCCUCGGUAACUCUAAACUGGAGGGUGGUGUUAAUGACCAGUCGAUGAGUGACGGUGUCCAGAGCAACGACCCCGGCGCAUUACCGGACUGACGGAGGCCGGAGGGCCGAGAUCAGCUGCGUGUCGAUGUCUCGGGAGCUGAACGGUCAGACCGCGAGGGACGAUGCAACCGGACUUAAAUACAUUGAUGACACGUAUUUGUUGUUGUUGUGGUUGUGUAUUUUAUUCAGUCAAUAAUUGCAAUACAAUACAAUAUUAUUCUGUAUAAUAUACAAAACAGAAAGACUGAAAAGGUAUAGGUACAAGCAAAAAUGCUUAUAUAUUCCUAUCCUAAAUUAUUAUAAUCAAAUACACCAGAAAAUUAAUAUAAAGAAAAUAAAAGAUGAUAUAUAUAUACAUUUUCUUUAUUUUAUGUUAAUUAUAUAAUAUAUAUAUAUACGUUUCAAUCACACUUAUAACCCUCAAAAAUUGUUUUACAAAUAAUCCUUUCGAAAUCCAAAAAUGAGUUAACCAUUCUUACAUCCAUUUUAACGUUGUUCCAUAAUUGGACUCUUACAAUAAAAAUACGUUUUUGAAUCCCUUUUUUAGUUUUUUGUACAGUAAACUUUCAAACAUCUCUUAAAUGAUAUUUACACUCAUGUAUUGAAAACAACCUUCGUACCUAGUCUGGCAGCACUGACCACAAACUGGAUCUGAAUGGAGAGAUCAAUGCUGAAAAGAAAUUGUGUUACAAAAGAAAUUAUUUUUCAUGUACAGUAUCAUUAUAUCUUUUUAUCUUGAGGAUUUUUAAAGUGGCCUUAUUUGUCUUAAUGUGUGCCGGCAAUAAACCAGCCGGGUUGUUUUUAAUUCUCACUAAUCCUGAAUAAAAUCACCAAAUGAUGAUGAUUUAAUAAUUAAUAAUAGGAGCAAAUCUUCAGCUGAAUGAACACAAAGUGACACUUGAGUUAUACAACUGGACAUAAAUAUUUAUUUAUGAUGUGGAGUGGCGCACUGAUCAGAAACUGGAUCUGAAUGUAGAAAAAAAUGUACUAACUUAAAUUAGUAGAUUUAUAGUUUCAAGCCUUUUUUCCCUUUGAUAAUUCCUCCCCACGAUGCAGGUCUCAGUCUAGUUAGGACUACAUGACAUUGAACUUUCCUCUCUUUUAUAAAUUAUCCAUAAUUUCAGGGCUUUUAAUUUAUUUUGAGCUAUAGGUGCCGUGUUUCGUGUUGCGUUCGGGUUCUAAUGGGAUAUUUAAAUGUGCCUUCAGUUUGUUUUACUCCAGCAAAACAAGUCUAGGAGUUAAGCAUCCACACACUAUUUCAUAUGCGGUUGUCAUUAUUCUCCUUUUCUUUGUGCUCGUAUAUGAUAUUAUUUAUUGCGUGUUGAAGUGGUCUUAUUUGUCUUAAUUGUGUAAACCAGCUGGAUUGUAUUUUAAUAACACUGAUCCUGAAUAAAAUAAUUAAUUUCUGGCAACAAGAUCACCAAAUAGUCUCUCAGAAAGAAGUUAAUAAAACAGUCGAUAAUCUUCA
This is a messenger RNA of Pseudoliparis swirei, 7147 nucleotides long. RefSeq lists its product as uncharacterized. The record is from RefSeq and is a predicted model, not a curated record. The transcript has 38 exons. NCBI's taxonomy places the organism in Eukaryota, Metazoa, Chordata, Actinopteri, Perciformes, Liparidae. The coding region runs from base 1 to 5730 and encodes 1909 amino acids.